This is a messenger RNA of Hemicordylus capensis (graceful crag lizard), 596 nucleotides long. RefSeq names its product zinc finger protein 664-like. The coding region runs from base 1 to 558 and encodes 185 amino acids. The record is from RefSeq and is a predicted model, not a curated record. The transcript is spliced from 2 exons. Lineage: Eukaryota; Metazoa; Chordata; Lepidosauria; Squamata; Cordylidae.
AUGGACAUCGAAGACAAGAGGCAGGGGAGGGUGCACUCACCCUUCCCGCCACUUUCCCCCUGCCGUUGCCAUUUCCCCCUAAAAACCUUCGGGGUGGCAGCGUACCUCCAUACUAGGGAUAAACCAUAUAAAUGUCUAGAGUGCGGAAAGAGCUUCACUCAUGCUUCACAACUUAUUUCACAUGAAAGGAUCCACACAGGGGAUAAACCUUUUAUAUGCUUGGAAUGUGGAAAAAGCUUCAGUCGUAGCUCGCAACUUAAUGUGCAUAGGAGAAUCCAUACUGGGGAGAAACCAUAUAAAUGCCUAGCGUGUGGAAAAGGCUUCUUUGUGCGGGCUCACCUCACUUCACAUCAAAGAACUCACACAGGAGAGAAACCAUAUAAAUGCUUGGAUUGUGGAAAGAGCUUCAGGCAGAGAUCAGCCCUUACUAUACAUAAAAGAAUCCACACAGGGAAGAAACCAUAUAAGUGCUUGGAGUGUGGAAAGAGUUUUUAUAGUAGUCCACAGGUUAUUGUGCAUCAAAGAAUUCACACAAGAAAAAACCAUAUAAAUGCCUGAUGUGCAGAAAGAGCUUCAGGUGGCAUAAAGACUUCUCC